AUGUUCACCUGAAUCAAGCGCUCUAUCUAUCGAAUUUAACCGUCCCACGAAUUAUAGACUCUGGACAAAAGGCCAAAUUAUUCUGCAGCUAUGAAAUGGGUAAUCGGACGUUGAAUUCCGUCAAAUGGUACAAGGAUGGUCAGGAAUUUUUUAGAUAUUCACCCCUUACACCACCCACAACAAACAGAUUUCCCGUUCAGGGUGUAACGAUAGCAGAUGGGUCUUACGUUUGCAAUCAAUUUAUCUGCAAUGUUGAACUAGAAAAGCUCAAUUUAUUUUCAUCGGGCGCAUAUCGAUGUGAGGUAUCGGGAGAUGCACCUGAAUUUAAGCUCAUUGAUAAAACCGCAAAUAUGUCAGUUGGAGUUCUUCCAAAAUUUGACCCUUACAUCAGUGGAAUAACACAUCCAUACAAGUAUGGUGAUUUUUUGGUGGCUAACUGCAGUUCCGAAUGGUCAAGUCCCCAGGCGACACUAACGUGGUACAUCAAUAACAAAACG
Messenger RNA from Eupeodes corollae, 497 nucleotides. RefSeq lists its product as uncharacterized. NCBI's taxonomy places the organism in Eukaryota, Metazoa, Arthropoda, Insecta, Diptera, Syrphidae. The annotation marks the transcript as partial. The record is from RefSeq and is a predicted model, not a curated record. The transcript is spliced from 3 exons.